AUGAAAGGAGUCGACCAGGAAUUGGCGAAGCUCCGAAAAAUCGUCGAGGAGCUUUCGACGAAGAAGCAUAAGCGGAGCAAGAAGGAACGAACGAUCCAAGUCAUGAAGGUAACCGAUUCGGAGAUGGAGGCAGAAGAAAUCGACAAGAAGGACAAGUUGGCGAAAAGGAAGCAGCAAGGAGGAUCCGGAGAAAUCUCCCCUCCCUACAAGCGGAAUACGAACGGGAACGAUUCGGAAUUAAUGUCGGGUAGCAACUACGAAUCGACGGGAGCUAUUGGUGGCGAGCCAUCAGUUCCAGUACUACCGUCGUCGAACACAGAACCAAAUUCAUCCAAAAUGACCGGCCGUGGCAAGGGAGGCAAAGGACUCGGAAAAGGAGGCGCCAAGCGUCAUCGCAAGGUUUUGCGUGAUAACAUCCAGGGUAUCACCAAGCCCGCAAUCCGUCGUCUGGCUCGUCGUGGAGGAGUCAAGCGUAUCUCCGGACUUAUCUACGAGGAAACUCGUGGUGUGUUGAAGGUGUUCCUGGAAAACGUCAUCCGUGAUGCCGUUACCUACACUGAACACGCCAAGCGUAAAACCGUUACCGCUAUGGAUGUUGUCUACGCUCUGAAGCGUCAGGGACGCACCCUGUACGGUUUCGGAGGUUAAAUCGCAUUCCAAAGUUUCGCUCUUCAAACGGCCCUUUUCAGGGCCAC
Aedes aegypti (yellow fever mosquito) is the source of this 695-nucleotide messenger RNA. RefSeq lists its product as uncharacterized. Bases 1 to 648 code for a protein of 215 amino acids. Gene Ontology annotation, biological process: nucleosome assembly. NCBI's taxonomy places the organism in Eukaryota, Metazoa, Arthropoda, Insecta, Diptera, Culicidae. The transcript has 2 exons. Gene Ontology annotation, molecular function: DNA binding; structural constituent of chromatin; protein heterodimerization activity. Gene Ontology annotation, cellular component: nucleosome. The record is from RefSeq and is a predicted model, not a curated record.